Molecule: messenger RNA, 1206 nt
Organism: Prorocentrum cordatum
Lineage: Eukaryota; Dinophyceae; Prorocentrales; Prorocentraceae
Source: the annotation of a GenBank genome assembly
AUGCAGAUGGCGGCGCCUGCGGCCCGCCCGAGGAUCGCUCUGUGUGCCUUCCUGGACGAGGCCGCGACGCUGAAGCCCGGGCGCUGCCACGUCUUCGCACAGGCCGUGCUUUCGCCCGGCGGCGUGCCCUGGGCCCCUGCCUGGAGCAGGACGAGGCGGAGCGGGCCUGGCCUGGCUCUGGCCGCGCUGGUCGUCGGCGGCGCGACGGCUCCGCAGGCGCGCGCCGGAAGCCCCGUGGUGCCCAUCCGCCAGGAGGACGCCCUGCCCGGCAGGGCCCAGGCCCUGCGCGUCAGCGACAGGCACUACGUGCUGGGCACGCCCAUGAGGGGGCCGUGGCCUCCCGGCCUCGAGGUCUUCGUCUUCGCCAACGGCUGCUUCUGGGGCAGCGAGAAGGGGAUCUGGCGCCUGCCCGGCGGCGGGGUGCACUCGACCGCGGUGGGGUACGCCGCGGGCUUCACCCCGAACCCCACCUACGAGGAGGUGGUCUCGGGCGGCACGGGGGCCGCAGAGGCGGUGCAGGUGGUCUUCGACCCCAGGAAGAUCGGCCUCGUGGACCUGCUGCGCUGGGGCACGGCCGCGGACUUCGACGAGGGCCAGCGCGAGCUCUUCGAGGCCAGCCGGCGCGCGUACGAGGAGGCGUUGAGGGAGGCUGGCAAGGGCGGCGGGCCCGUCACCACCGAGAUCCUGGCGGCGGCCGACUUCCCGCAGCUCUUCUACUACGCCGAGGACUGGCACCAGCAGUACCUGGCCAAGCCGGGCGCCAGGCCGUACUGCUCGGCGCAGCCGCUGCAGGUUCCACUGCCGCCCUUCGAGCGGUGGGGCACGCCAGCGCUGCUCGCCAACUUCAGCCAGCGCCUGCCGGAGGCAUUCUGGAGCCAGCACGCCCCGAAGCCCCACGGCGUCGUGAAGGCGCCGACCGCGCCGAUCGCCUGGAGCCCGGACCCCUCCGAGCUAUGGCGCGGCGCCGCGGCGCCGUGCCGCCCGCGCGCGGCGCUGAUCGGCGCUGCUCGCUGGCUCGCGGGCGGCCGCUCCGAGGGGUGGUUUGUCUCGGGGCGGCGCCGCGGCCGGUCGGCGCUGAGCGUCGAGCGCGCUGCGCCCGUGGGUGGCCGCGCUCGAGCUGAAGGAAAAGGCGGCGCGUCCGCGGAGGCGCCAGGGCAGGUGUUCUUCCCGCGCGCACUUUUUGGCUUCAUGGAAACAGCCAUGUGA